AGAGAAUGAGUGGCAGAAGUAUCUCAGAGGCUCUGUGAUUUCACUCAACCGCUCACUUCAGGAAAAAGAGAACAUUUCAGGAUUACCAACACCGGGACUACAGUAGAGGAGCUACAGCAAAAGAUACCUCAAGAGAAGACGUGCCAAAAUAUUAGACUGAAGUGAUGGUGCUGGUCUGCAGGCUGCUGUUGGUCAUGGGGCUGAUGCUGUGUCUGAGUGCUCAGUUGAGCAGCGCUCAGCACUGGUCUCACGGCUGGUAUCCUGGAGGAAAGAGAGAGAUAGACCUCUACGACACCUCAGAGGUUUCAGAGGAAGUGAAGCUCUGCGAGGCAGGAAAAUGCAGUUACCUGAGACCGCAGGGAAGAAACAUCCUCAAGACAAUACUGCUGGAUGCCCUCAUUCGUGAUUUCCAAAAGAGAAAGUGACACCAAGCUGAUGCUUCAGCCUGUGUCCAAAGAAACAUCUUUUCCAGCAAACACAUUUGGCCUGCCUUUUCAUUCCAAACUGUAUAUAUUGUGUUAUUCCUGUGACUUUAUUUCUUUCAUUUUGUAUGUGUAUGUUUAGUUCUGUUCUCAUAUUCAUUGUGAGUAAAUCGACUGCCGGCACCGUGUACCCAUUUGCAGCAGUUCCUACAAUAAAGGCUUUAUUUUGGUAUUUUG
This is a messenger RNA of Danio rerio (zebrafish), 659 nucleotides long. It is a transcript of the gene gnrh2, whose product is annotated as gonadotropin-releasing hormone 2. Gene Ontology annotation, molecular function: hormone activity. Gene Ontology annotation, biological process: signal transduction. The record is from RefSeq and is marked validated. Gene Ontology annotation, cellular component: extracellular region. Lineage: Eukaryota; Metazoa; Chordata; Actinopteri; Cypriniformes; Danionidae.